Aspergillus aculeatinus CBS 121060 is the source of this 1218-nucleotide messenger RNA. RefSeq names its product homocysteine S-methyltransferase family protein. The transcript is spliced from 2 exons. The coding region runs from base 50 to 1123 and encodes 357 amino acids. Gene Ontology annotation, biological process: S-methylmethionine cycle. The record is from RefSeq and is a predicted model, not a curated record. NCBI's taxonomy places the organism in Eukaryota, Fungi, Ascomycota, Eurotiomycetes, Eurotiales, Aspergillaceae. Gene Ontology annotation, molecular function: S-adenosylmethionine-homocysteine S-methyltransferase activity.
CACACCUCGUCCUCCCUCUACACCGACAAACCCACAGAGCACGACCAAAAUGCCUCCCCAAACCCAAACCCCGACAAUUCCAGUCCAGAUCCUCGACGGCGGCCUGGGCACCACCCUCCAAGACCACCACGCGACAACCUUCAACUCAACCACCACCCCGCUCUGGUCCUCGCACCUCCUGAUCUCCUCCCCGCCGACCCUGCUCGCCUGCCAGCGCGCCUUCAUCGAAGCCGGCAGCGACGUCCUCCUGACGGCGACCUAUCAAGUCUCCAUCGAAGGGUUCGCGCGCACCAAGACCGCCUCCCACCCGGACGGGAUCCCGCGCGAUGCGAUCGCGCCGUACAUCCGCACCGCGCUGACCGUGGCAGCCGACGCCGUUAGAGGAUUAAACGCCAAGAUCGCGCUGAGCCUGGGCCCGUACGGGGCGUGUAUGAUCCCUGGACAGGAGUAUAGCGGGGCGUAUGAUGCCGAGCAUGAUGACGAGGAGAGUUUGUUUCGGUGGCAUCUGGAGAGGUUGCGGUUGAUUGUGGAGGCGGUGCAGCGCGACGACGGCAAAAGGUUGGGUGACAAGGUGCAGUAUGUGGCGUUUGAGACGGUGCCGCGCUUGGAUGAGGUGCGCGCGGUGCGGCGGGCGGCGAGGGCGGCCGGGUUGGAGGCGAUGGGGAUCCCGUUCUGGGUGGUGUGCGUUUUCCCCGUCGAGGGCCAGGAUGCCUUGCCGGAUGGGAGUGCGGUGGAGGCGGUCGUGGAGGCGGCGUUGAGUGGGCCCGAGCCGAAGCCUUGGGGCAUUGGGAUGAACUGCACCAAGGUGCAUCGGCUGGGCCGGUUGGUGAAGUUGUUCGGGGAGGGGGUGGAGAAGGUGCUUGGGAAGGAGGGGGCGCGGGCGAAGCCUGCCUUGGUGUUGUAUCCCGAUGGCACGCAGGGGGAGGUCUACAACACCACUACCCAGGUGUGGGAGAAGAAGGCCGAAGGACCUGGUGCCGCGGAUUUGCGUCCGUGGGAAGUUCAACUUGCAGAGGUUGUCAAUGACGCUCGUGCUGGCGGCCACUUCAGCUCGAUCCUCGCGGGUGGGUGCUGCAAAGCGUCGCAUCAUGACAUCGCCAAGCUCCGACAACAGUUUCAAUGAUUAUCAACCACAACACAUGUACAAAUAACUCAAAAGUCACUACGCGAAAAUGAUACCAAUUAUAGUGGAGUGAUACUGUGUAUACUAGGAUAGAG